Messenger RNA from Neoarius graeffei (lesser salmon catfish), 1877 nucleotides. RefSeq names its product matrix metallopeptidase 24 (gene mmp24). The coding region runs from base 1 to 1809 and encodes 602 amino acids. Gene Ontology annotation, molecular function: metalloendopeptidase activity; zinc ion binding. Gene Ontology annotation, biological process: collagen catabolic process; proteolysis; extracellular matrix organization. Gene Ontology annotation, cellular component: extracellular matrix. Lineage: Eukaryota; Metazoa; Chordata; Actinopteri; Siluriformes; Ariidae. The transcript has 9 exons. The record is from RefSeq and is a predicted model, not a curated record.
AUGGCGGGGUUGGGAGCAAAGAAUAAAAGGACAGGGCUCCCGGGUUUAUGUUGGAAAACCUGCUACUUUCACGUUGUGUUUUGGGUCGUAUCAGUGUGUGGCGAGGAGAAGAGCUUUGUGGUGGAGACAUGGUUGAAGAACUAUGGCUACUUACUCCCACAUGACAUCCGGAGUUCAGUCUUGCGUUCGGAGAAAGCCAUGCAAUCAGCAGUUGCUGCUAUGCAGCGGUUCUAUGGCAUAUCUGUGACUGGAGUACUUGACCAAACAACCAUAGAGUGGAUGAAGAAACCUCGGUGUGGGGUUCCUGAUCACCCUCAACAGAGGAGAAAUAAGCGUUAUGCUCUCACUGGUCAAAAAUGGAGGGACAAAAAAAUCACAUACAGCAUACACAACUUCACCCCUAAGGUAGGUGAGAAAGACACGCAGAGGGCAAUCCGCCAGGCCUUUGAUGUGUGGCAGACGGUAACCCCACUGACCUUCCAGGAAGUGGCCUACUCUGAAAUCAAGAAAGAGGGCAAAGAGGCAGACAUCAUGAUCUUCUUUGCCUCAGGGUUUCAUGGUGAUAGUUCUCCAUUUGAUGGAGAGGGAGGUUUUUUAGCCCAUGCCUACUUUCCUGGCCCUGGAAUAGGAGGGGAUACACACUUUGACUCUGAUGAACCUUGGACAUUAGGCAAUGCUAACCGUGAUGGUAAUGACCUUUUCCUGGUGGCAGUACACGAGUUAGGCCAUGCAUUGGGUCUGGAACAUUCCAAUGACCCAAGUGCAAUCAUGGCCCCUUUCUACCAAUACAUGGAGACACAAAACUUCAAACUACCACUGGAUGACCUUCAAGGCAUACAGAAAAUAUAUGGUGUCCCAGUUGUGAUGUUGGAGCCAACUCGGUCUCUCCCAACCCUCCCACCACGGUGGACUUACUCUCCUUCUGAGAGGAAAAAUGACCGCCAGGCCCGUCCUCCUCGACCUCCAUCCAGAGACAGGCCAUAUUCUCCUGGCUAUGGAAAACCCAACAUCUGUGAUGGCAAUUUUAACACAGUGGCAUUUUUCAGGAGGGAGAUGUUCGUUUUCAAAGAUCACUGGUUCUGGCGUUUACGCAAUAACAAGGUUCAAGAGGGUUACCCCAUGCUCAUUGACCAGUUUUGGAAAGGUCUCCCACCCUGCAUUGAUGCUGCUUAUGAGAGAUCAGAUGGCAAAUUUGUGUUCUUUAAAGGAGACAAGUACUGGGUAUUUAAGGAAGUGAUAGCAGAGCCAGGUUAUCCACACAGCCUAGUGGAGCUGGGCAACUGUUUGCCCCGUGAGGGCAUUGACACUGCACUGCGCUGGGAGCCUGUGGGCAAAACCUACUUUUUCAAAGGUGACCAGUACUGGCGCUACAAUGAGGAAAAGCAUGUAGCUGACCCGGGCUAUCCCAAACCCAUCACUGUGUGGAAGGGCAUUCCCGAAGCACCUCAAGGAGCCUUUCUCAGCCGUGAAGGAUUUCACACUUACUUCUACAAAGGAAAGGAAUACUGGAAGUUUGACAACCAGAAGCUAACAGUGGAACCUGGUUACCCAAAGUCCAUCCUUAAGGAUUGGAUGGGUUGCGACCAAACAGAAGUGGAGAACAAGGACAGACAACUCCCCCGUGAUGAUGUCGACAUCAUGGUUGCCAUAAAUGAUGUGCCAAGCACUGUAAACGCGAUUGCUGUGGUAAUCCCAUGCAUUCUGUCUCUGUGCAUCUUGGUCCUUGUUUACACCAUCUUCCAGUUUAAGAACAAAAGUGUCCCUCAACCUGUAACCUACUACAAACAGCCAGUGCAGGAAUGGGUAUGACAGAUUAGGGGACACUGCAAAUUUAAACAGUAAAAAUGCUAGCGAGGGCUAACAUGACAAUAUUCAGA